GGGCUCGUCUCAGUACCAUCUCGCACCGAGAAUUAUCUUGAUCUUAGCUACACUGGACACAUGUUUAGCUAACUACGGUAAAAGUAUGCGUUUCCUCAUCGGACAUUUCAUUUAGAUUAAUGAUGUGCGCAUAACGUUUGAGUACCCAACCGUGUAGGUAGCUCUCUAGGCUAGACGAGAAAAUGUGCUCGCUAGCUAGGUGAGUAAGAACAAACUAGCAUCCAUCUUGGGAAGCCAGUAAGUGCAUUCAGUUGGCUAAAGGUGGCUAGCUAACGUUAGCUUCUGUUGUUUAACUAGCUAGCCGUUGGGCUGCUAAUAUUAUGUAGGUAGGUUGCUAGUUUAGUAGUUAUGGGCAUGAAGAAACAAUGUACACCUUUAAAUAAACCUAUGAAAUCCAUAUCUACAAUUGACGAUUAAUAUUCUAAAUGUAGCCGUGUAAACUAGCUAGUUAUGAUGAAAACAGCUAGCUAAAGUAACUUGCUAACGUUACACCGGAUACAAUAAUUAGCUAACAUUUGUUAGCUAGCCAUGCAUGGCUGGCAUUGCUUUGGUCAUGUAGUUACGCAAAUCAUUUUGCUCAUACCAUCGCAUUAACAUGUAAUCAAAUGUAAUUUAUUUGUUACAGAGCUAAAUAGAAAUGUGUGUAAAACAGACCUGCUCUACACCUUGUAUCGCUACUCGUUUUCGACCCUUCUCACUCUGACGAAGAACGCAAGCACAAAAAUGGCUCUGAAAAAGUGCACUAAAGAAAGAUGUAGCCGCUUCGAGUGAAUUGGAAAUAAAGAGCAAACAUUGGACAGCUCGUAUGCCAUUCACAGGAUGGAGGCGUGUCUCAAACGAUGUUGUUGCUCAUUCUUCCGUGGUCCUUGCUGUAAGGGAUCAUUGGGACGUGCAUACCCCCCCAAUAGAAGUUGUAAAGUAAAAUUAGGAAAUUGGGCUUGGUAGGGUUUAGGAUAGUGACGUCCCAAGGAUAUCGGAUUGCAGUGAUGAUACCUUCCGGUUUUCACGACCACAGCCACAAAGUCAAAAUUGGCUAUCGUACAAAUUUGUAAAAACAAAAAUGUGCUUUUUGGUCAUACUUUAAGGUUAGAGUUAGGCAUGAGUUUAGCAGUUUGGUUAGUGUUAAUGUUAGAGUUAGGUUUCAAAUCGGAUUUUAAGAUGAACAUUUUACCAAUAGGCGGGGUUUAUGACUGUGUCUGUGGUAACUCAUUCUUCCGUACCUAGAUAGUUUGCUUGAUUUUCAGCAGGCUUCGCUUUCAGUCUUGCUGAUCAUGUGAAUACUUACUAGUUAUGUUCAUAUAGGGAUGUAAUCUUGCUAAUUCUAUCAUAGUUCUAAAAUGUAGAUAUCACACCUUUCGUAUGAUUCGCGAAAUAUCCAAAAAUGUAUUAUUAUGGGCGCUUGCCUAAGCUACCCACAAACAUUUUUGGCGCCUUGGCGAUUCGCCCAACGAAAAGCAGCUGUACUAGUGUUCUCGUACAGAAAGACUAAAAACCAUUAUUGUCAUCUACAUGGUCAACUGUUAAGUGGCACCACCUGACAGAGCGGGGAUGAGCCCUCAGGAUGUGCUAGCAACCCAGACCUGGCUCCAGUCCUCUUGGCAGAUCCAGGUGCCUUUCGCCUGGCUAGAGGCAUGUGUGGAGUGGCUGCAGCAGGAAGGAGGAGGUGCCCCCCUGCCUCAACACCAGCUUAAUCAGCAGGUCCUGGAUCAGUGGCUGCUGACCGACCUACGUGACCUGGCCCACUCUGUGCUCCCUGCAGGGCUAUAUCAGGCCCAGAAGUCGGAGCUCAGUGGCAGCUUCUGCGUGCAGCUGGACUCCCUACUGGACAUUAGCCAGCCUGCCUAUGGCCAGCUUCAGGGCUGGAGGGGCACUGACUGCACCAACGAGGCUGUGUCAGCCAUCACCCAGGCCACCCAGCGGACCUGGGAGGCCAAACCCACACGCAUGCUGCUGCUGCAGCUCACUGAUGGUGUGCAGACCCUGGAGGCCAUGGAGUACCAGCCCAUCCCUGCACUCAGCACCACCCUCAAGCCAGGAGUCAAACUGCAGCUGCAGGGCCAAAUAACCUGCCGGCUAGGGGUGCUACUGCUGAAGCCAGGCAACGUAAAGGUGCUGGGAGGGGAGGUGGAGGAGCUGGCUGAGAGGCACUCUCAAGGGAAGGUGCUAUGCAGGGCUCUGGGACUGCCUGAGGAGGAGCCACAGGGUCCGGCUGAGCAGCCAGAGGUCCCACAACCAGUUAACCAGCAGGCUGACAACCAGGAAUCAGACGACCUAGAGCUGCUGGCCAACCUGGAGACCCAGGAGAGGCAGGUGGGGUGGAGUGUGGAACCCAGCCUGGAGAGUGGCUACAGGACCCGCAGUGAGGAAUCCUCUGCCUCUUACAGAAAUGCCUCGUUGCAAAGUCGGCACAUUGAAAGCCUUGCAGAUUCUCUACUCGUAACCUCUUCACCCCAUGAGGUCAUUGAACUGGACAAUUUGGACAUCCCAGAUGAGGACUUUGAUGACCUUCCCCUGGAUGAGCUUGAUGGUAUGAUUUUUCAGGAGAGCCCAAUCCAACUGACAAACGGGAGGGAUAAUCAAAGAGACAACCUGAGGAGAAGGCAGGAAGAAGUAUCUAACAACUACGCUCCACCAUUAGAUGACAUGAGAAACGAAAGCCAUUUUGACUCCCUUGAUGAGAGGGAUGAUCCUGUUUUGGACGAGGACAUGAACUGCUUCUUCCCACCAGAGCCAAAAGCUCCUAGACAUGAGCAAAGACGAGAUGGUACCUGUGUCAGAGAACUGGGAACAGGCCAGCCCUCUGUGUCAGGAGCAGAGCGGCUCUCAACCAAAAUCCCAGAGAGUGCAGCGACUGUGGCGCUCGAUUCAUCCCCAUUUACGUACCUGUGUUUGCUGCAACAGGUUGCUGCGGGCGCCUCAGACCUGCUGGAGUGCAUGAGUGAGGUGUGCGUGAAAGCCUUCAUCGUCACCCUGCAAGGGAACCUCAAAUGCAGUAAGGGGGAGUGGCUGGUCAGCGCCUCCAUCUCUGAUGGAACUGGUUACAUGGACGUUCACCUCUCAGACCAAGUUCUGACGGACCUGCUGGGGUUCUCAGCGGCUGAGAAGUCUAAGUUAGACCCAGCCCGGAAGGACGCAGGGAUGAAGGCGUGUCAGCAGGGCCUGGUGGACAUGUGUUGCGUGAUGACUCUGAGGUUGGACCCUGCCGGUGGGAAGGCUGUGGUCCUCAAGGCUGAUGCAGUCACAGAGGAGGACUUCCGAGCCCUGGAGGAGAGGGUGAAAGGCAGGAGGACUCUGGGACAUGGACCAGUGGAGGCUGCUGAGGGGAGGACGGCUCAUAAUAAUGGCUGGAAUGGAGUGAAUGAAAUGGCAUCGAAUGUAUGGAAGCCAUGUGUUUGAUGUAUUUGAUACCAUGCCACUUAUUCCACUCCAGCGAUGACCAUGAGACCGUCCUCCCCAAUUAAGGUGCCACCAACCUUCUGUGAUGUGGGCUAUGGAGGACUGCUUUGGGGAAUUCUGGGUUGUGAUGACUGCCUUGGAUGUAAGUGGAUUUCCAGCUCUCUGGCCCUGGUCCACUGUCAUGCUUUACGGUGUCUCUGUUGUAAUUCAUGCAGCCAUUAGGCUACUAUGUUCAAGUGCAACAAUGUUAAUAAAUAUAUAUAUAUAUAUUUUUGUGUGUUUGUGUUUUGA
Molecule: messenger RNA, 3687 nt
Organism: Oncorhynchus gorbuscha (pink salmon)
Lineage: Eukaryota; Metazoa; Chordata; Actinopteri; Salmoniformes; Salmonidae
Gene: rmi1
Product: RMI1, RecQ mediated genome instability 1, homolog (S. cerevisiae)
Exons: 3
Coding region: 1549-3396 (615 amino acids)
Biological process (GO): resolution of meiotic recombination intermediates; double-strand break repair via homologous recombination
Cellular component (GO): nuclear body; RecQ family helicase-topoisomerase III complex
Molecular function (GO): nucleotide binding
Source: RefSeq, a predicted model, not a curated record